GCAGAGGUCGCUCGUGCCUGCCGAUUCUACCACAACGUUACGUCCACACAUCAUGCUGAUUCUUGCUGUCACGAGCCUGUCAUUCGUGUUCAGAGCGUUUUUUACAAUACCAAUGGGAUUAGCAAAGUCUCCAGCUGAGGAGGGUGGCCGUUAUCCUUCAUUUGGGAAAGGACUGGAAUAAAUAUAGGAUUUUUCCCGUCAAAGGGCAACAGCGACUGGGCUUUAAAGGAAUACACGCUUCUGCACGAUGCCCCUGUCAGACUUUCUGGACGGCCUGAAGGACAAUCCCUACUUCGGGGCUGGUUUUGGUCUGGUCGGCGUCGGGACGGCUUUGGCCGUGGCCAGGAAAGGCGCCCAGGUGGGGAUGAUCUUCUUCCGCCGGCACUACAUGAUCACCCUGGAGGUGGCCAGCAAAGACAAGAGCUACCACUGGCUGCUCAGCUGGAUCACCAAGCACGCCAGGCACACGCAGCACCUCAGCGUCAAGACCUCCUACCUGGCGCACGAGAGCGGGCGCGUGCACACGCAGUUUGACUUUCACCCCAGCCCUGGAAACCACAUCAUCUGGUAUGGGAGGAAAUGGAUAAGGGUUGAGAGGACCAGAGAGAAGCAGAUGAUAGAUCUUCAUACUGGAACUCCAUGGGAGUCCGUUACUUUCACGGCUCUGGGCAGAGACAGACAAAUCUUCUUUAACAUCUUACAAGAAGCGAGGGAGCUGGCCCUGAAGCAGGAGGAAGGGAGAACGGUGAUGUACACGGCCAUGGGGGCAGAGUGGAGGCCCUUUGGGUUUCCGCGGCGGCGGAGGCCUCUGAGCUCGGUGGUUCUGGAGGCCGGCGUGGCCGAAAGGCUCGUCGAUGACGUGAAGGACUUCAUUGGAAACCCCAAAUGGUACACAGAUCGAGGCAUUCCAUACAGAAGAGGAUAUCUGCUGUAUGGCCCCCCAGGAUGUGGGAAGAGCAGCUUUAUUACAGCUUUGGCCGGCGAGCUCGGGUACAGCAUCUGUCUGAUGAGCCUGAGUGACCGCACGCUUUCGGACGACCGCCUGAAUCACCUGAUGAGCGUGGCGCCGCAGCAGAGCAUCAUUCUGCUGGAAGACGUGGACGCCGCCUUUGUGAGCCGAGAGCUGCUUCCCACCGAAAGUGAGCAGCACUUCCAAGUCUACCCUCUGGCCUUCCAGGGAAUGGGAAGACUGACCUUCAGUGGGCUGCUCAACUCGCUGGAUGGGGUGGCCUCAUCUGAGGCCAGAAUCGUUUUUAUGACGACCAACUACAUAGAAAGGUUGGACGCGGCGCUCAUCCGGCCGGGCCGCGUGGACCUGAAGCAGUACAUCGGACACUGCGGCCGCUGGCAGCUGACCCACAUGUACCGGCGCUUCUACCCGGAGGAGCCCGCCUCCGAGGGGGAGAUCUUCGCAGAGCAGGCUCUAUCCGCGCACUCGGAAAUCAGCGCCGCGCAGGUGCAGGGACACUUUCUGCUGCACAAGGCCGAUCCCGUGGGGGCCAUCAAAAAUAUCGGCCAGCUAAAAGGAUGACAAGUCAGAGAUCGAUUGCUGAAUUAAAAGAAGUGUGAAAAACUUUAUAGUUCAUUCUUUCCACUAUGUUGUGCUGUGUGAUCUGCUUUGAAGCUGGGAAGUCAAGAGGCUCCAAGAAAGAAAUGUGUUUAGUUUUUUGUUAAUCUAAUUCAUCUGCCUGCUAAACAAAAAACUAACACUAAAGUCAAGCCACUGGUAAAAUACGUUUCUUGUCAUUUCAUGUCUUAACUCAUCAGUUGAGGCGAUCCACUUAGAAUCCUUUCCUCGGUUUCAACUGUUUUUGCAGAUUCAGUCCAUUAUUAUCUGGCAAAUUGCAUUUUAGGUCCACCUCAAGAUAUUAUAUAAGCAGCAACGAGGCAAGAAAAGCCUGUUUUUCACACGCUCUCGUUUGGGAAACCACGCAUUAGCGGAGAGACCUCAACAAAAGCUUCGGUGUCAGGUUUAUUAGAUUAUUGUGAGGACAUUUCACUGUAAGUCUAACAGGACUUCCUCUUUACUCAACGGGCCAGCUGUGUUAACAGUCACCCAUCCAGAGAAGGUGUCAAAAUCUGAAAUCUGCCUUCCACAUUGUUAAAGUGUCGGAGCUGUUUUAAGUGCCUGAUCAAAGAGGGUGAAUAAUGCAAAGAGGGUUCUUUUUGGCAACAAGUUUUGACAAAGUUUAAGAGCAGGGAAGUAGGGGUUAAAAGUCUUUUGGCCCCUCCCUGCUCCGCGAGUUUUCCUGUAUGUAAGAUGAGCCCUGUCCAUUUCCUCUCCUGCCCUCGUAAUGGCUGCAUGGCUCUCCUGGAGAGCCCUGCGGAGGAUCCGCGGCUGGCCGCUGACCUCCCCCGUGUCCAGCGGCCAGGUCUGGAGCAGGGGCAGGGGGGUGGGGAGGUCCUCUGGCCCGGGGGCUCUGACCGCCGUCCAGGAAAAGCCCCGCUCAACGGAAGAGCUCCCACGGGUCAGCUUCUUGGAACUGCUUUACAGACUGGUGUUCCAGGGCUUCUAUGAGCGUCUGCACGAGCUGCAGAUCUAUGAAAAGCAGCUCUAUGGGUCAAUAUACAGAAAUGGGCUUAAGUCUGUGUCCGUGAACAGCCCCGAGCUUUUGGAGGAACUCCUGAGGAAGGAAGAGAAGUUUCCCUCCAGAGGAGACAUGUCCCUUUGGACAGAGUACCGGGACAUCAGGGGACUUGGUUACGGGCCUUUUACAGAGGAGGGGGAGCGCUGGUACAAUCUGAGGGUGGUGCUUAACAAGCGCAUGUUGCAUCCCAAAGACUCGGCCCAGUACGCCGGGAUUAUCAAUGACGUGGUCACCGACUUCAUCCAGAAGAUCUGCUAUCUGCGCCAGAGCAGCCCAACGGGAGACUUCGUGACCAACAUUGCAAAUGAGUUUUAUCUAUUUUCACUAGAAGGCAUUGCCUCCAUUUUGUUUGAGACGAGACUCGGGUGUCUGGAAAACAAGAUCCCUGCCGGAACACAGGAUUUCAUUGGUGCCAUAGCCCAGAUGUUCUCCAACAGCAUGGCAGUGGCGAUCAGUCCUAAGUGGAGCCGGAAACUGUUGCCUUACUGGGGGCAAUACAUUGCUGGCUGGGAGGGCAUUUUCAGCUUUGCUAAAAAGCUGAUUGACGAGAGGUUGGAAGUCAUUCAGCGGCGCGUGAACAACGACCAAGAUGUGGGUGGUGAAUACCUGACAUACCUGCUGUCCAACACACAGAUGAGCACUAAAGACGUGUACGCCAGCAUAGCCGAGCUUCUCCUGGCCGGGGUGGACACGACUUCCAACACCCUGACGUGGGCUUUGUACCAGCUGUCCAAGAACCCUCGCGUCCAGGACAAGCUUUACCAGGAGGUGUCCACGAGCGGGAUCUCCCGUCCAGCAGAGGUCACUCGCAUGCAGUAUUUACGAGCCGUUAUCAAGGAAACACUCAGAAUGUAUCCUGUGGUUCCUAUGAAUGCAAGGAUCAUAACAGAAAACUCUAUUUCUGUUGGAGGAUAUCAAUUCCCCAAAAAAACGGCAUUCACUUUCUGCCACUAUGCAAUGAGUUACGAUGAGGGGACGUUUCCAGACUCGUCUACAUUUAAGCCAGAGAGAUGGCUGCGUGACGGCCGGGAGAGGCCCAGCCCCUUCGGCUCCAUCCCGUUUGGCUUUGGAGUGAGAGGCUGCGUGGGCCGCCGGAUAGCUGAGCUGGAAAUGUAUUUGGUUCUGUUUCAGCUAAUCAGACGAUUUGAAAUCAAACCAGACCCCACGAUGGAGGAGCUGAAAAGCAUCAACCGUACGGUCCUGGUUCCUGACAAACAACUGAACCUGCACUUUGUGGACAGAGGAGCUGGAGACGCAGCCUGAUCGAAUCUAUACAUGAGUUUGAAUAGGUUCAGUAUUCAGGGUUUCCUGUGAAUGAAGGAGCUGUUUGAAGUUUAUUUUAUGUAUUUACAAAAAUGUGACACAGUUUCAGUGCAUUUGAAGCAGACUGAAAAAGUAGUUAUAUAUUACAGGCAUUUGAAGAUAUACAUACCAUGUUUUAUUACCAAAAUACAACAUUAUAUUAAAUAAAAAAACUUUAUAUUCAAUGCCUCGUAUCUUUAUCACUUAACAUGUUUGUGAGGUUGAGAUUCCAAUGCUGAGAUAUUAUAAUAUAGUAAAUGUCGUUAAUUUAUAAGUGAGUAUGUUGCCUUCUGAGCUUUUAGAGGAUUUAUGUUCUGCAGAAAGGGGGAGCAGUGAAAAGAUGCAAGGGGGGAUCAAAACUGAUGAAUAGAAAGAUCCAUUUCAUUGUUUUUUACAAUAUA
Messenger RNA from Menidia menidia (Atlantic silverside), 4291 nucleotides. The record is from the annotation of a GenBank genome assembly. NCBI's taxonomy places the organism in Eukaryota, Metazoa, Chordata, Actinopteri, Atheriniformes, Atherinopsidae.